Molecule: messenger RNA, 957 nt
Organism: Funneliformis geosporum
Lineage: Eukaryota; Fungi; Glomeromycota; Glomeromycetes; Glomerales; Glomeraceae
Source: the annotation of a GenBank genome assembly
AUGUUGAGAACAAUACCAUCAAAAUCUCAAAAGAUUUUAGAAAGCGCCAAGGAUAUUGAACUUAUCCAUUGGAAUGAGGGAAAUGUAAUUCCACGCGAGAAAUUAUUGGAAUUGGCGAAAGGUGUUGAUGGAAUUUUAUGCAUGUUGACCGAGAAAAUUGACUCUGAGUUGCUUGACGCAGCUGGACCGAACUUAAAAGUAGUCUCCACACUUUCAGUUGGAUAUGAUCAUGUUGAUUUGAAUGAGCUCCGUAAACGUUCGAUUCCUUUAGGAUAUACGCCAGGCGUAUUGACUGACGCUACAGCGGAUAUCACGGUAAUGUUGGUGUUAGCAUCCGCGCGAAGGAUGCGCGAGGGAAUUCGAGCGGUUGAGAAUGGUAGAUGGUGCAAAUGGGAUCCAACGUGGAUGCUUGGGACACAAUUAACAAACAAAACAAUUGGAAUUGUUGGGCUUGGUCGUAUAGGCUCAGCCACUGCCUUACGGCUAAAACCAUUUAUUGGAAAUGAAGGCAAGAUAAUUUACUCUAGUCGAACCGAGAAAUCUGAAGCGGCUUCUAUAGGUGCGAUAAAAGUCGAAUUUGACGUUCUUUUGCGUGAUUCUGACGUGAUCUGUAUUUGUUGUGCGAUGAACGAGGAGACGAAUGAAAUGUUUAAUUACGAAGUUUUCAAAAAAAUGAAGAAAAAUGUGGUUCUUGUAAACACGGCUCGCGGUAAAAUCAUUCGUCAAGAGGAUCUUUGUCGAGCUUUGUCAGAAGGGAUGCUUGGUUCGGUUGGAUUAGAUGUGUGUACUCCAGAACCGUUGGACCAAAAAGAUCCACUUUUGAAAUUCGAUAGAGUGACGGUUAUUCCACAUAUAGGUAGCGCAACUUUAGAAACGCGUACGUUGAUGGGAAACAUCGCUGUUAAGAAUGUUUUAUCUGGUGUUAGGGGUGAACCGUUACCUCACAGCGUAAAAUAA